Messenger RNA from Planococcus citri (citrus mealybug), 2406 nucleotides. RefSeq lists its product as uncharacterized. Lineage: Eukaryota; Metazoa; Arthropoda; Insecta; Hemiptera; Pseudococcidae. The record is from RefSeq and is a predicted model, not a curated record. The transcript is spliced from 2 exons. Bases 383 to 1798 code for a protein of 471 amino acids.
CUUAUGUACCAAGUUCUUCGUUGAACUCCACCUUUUACAUGUGUGUCUGUGUAUACUCGUAUGAUGUUGAGUCUCGAUGGAUGGCUUUGGCUUAUCCCCGCCUAUAGUGUAAAUUAUACAUAUACAUGCGCUAAGUACUACAAGUGUUUCCGUUUUGUUUUAUCAUACGUAUAAAUACGUGUUUUCUUUUUUUCCUUCUCGGCCGCGAGAUUAUAAUGGCGGUCGCAACUCGCGAGUAAAUAUAGACGGUUGAUUGGACUUUGAAGCUGAAACGUGCUUUCGACGUAUUGUGAUGCUUCGUAGACUGUGAUUCUGUUGCUUUGUCAGGAUCGUUCUAUACCUAUCGCGUGUAAUAUUGUAAGGAAGAGCUUUGAGGUUUUGGAUGCCUGAAAUGCUGGUUUUCAGAGUUUCAAUUGCCAUGAAAUUAUUCUUAGCUUCGUUGACGUUUCUGAAUUUCAAUUUAGCUGUUUCAAAGUACUGCCCAUUCAAGGACGAUUUCGAUGUUGUUGAUUUUAAAACGAUGGUAUCGUCGAAUUCUACCUACGUUGAUAAGAGUUUACUGAUUGAAGAAGUUCUGAAACACCCCGGACAAGUGAUUUUGAUCACGAGACCGAAAAAAUGGGGCAAAACUUUGAAUCUCGAUAUGAUGGAAAAAUUCUUCGAUAUCGAAUUCGAUGAAAAUGGCACUCCUUUACCUCACGAUCAAUUAAAGAAUCGUGUGCUGUUUUUUGGAGGUCCAAUCACUGGCAGAUCGAUUAUGUUGCCAUCGUUGAAAAUCGCAAACGUUUCCAACGCCAUAGAGCAUUUUGGACGUCAUCCGGUGAUUUUCCUCAGACUCGGGAACCUAAAAGGAGCGAAUCACCACGAACUGCAGACCGGAUUGAAAUCUCGAAUUGGGCGAUUAUUCAGCAGAUAUAAAUUUAUCCAAAGGUACGCGACAGAAUCGCAGAAUGAAAUAUUGACGAAAUAUUUCGAAGCCAAUUACGACGAUAUUUCUGCCAAAGAGUUGAACACAAGCUUGGAUAUGUUGAGUGAACUAGUGUAUCAGCAUUUCAAUAAAACUGUGUACGUUUUGAUCGACGAUUACGACGAUCCUAUAAAUAGAGCUUUUAGAGAAUUUGGACAUCGUUACGCCGAAUUCGACAAAGUCGUUCGAUUAUUUCGACAAAUAUUCGAUAGAUUAUUACCAGAACGUAAUCCGUAUCUAGAGAAAUCAAUCGUCACCGGUACAUUCGUGCUGAAGAAAUUAUUUCCCAAACGCGAUGGCAAUAAAAUUGAAAAAUACACCAUACUGGAUGAACCAUUUUCAAAAUUUUUUGGGUUCGUGGAAUCCGAAGUGGAUGAAUUAGUAUCGAAAAUCACCCCGGAGAAGAAUUCAUCGAUCGAUAUUAAAAAGUGGUACGGCGGAUAUGGUCUACGAAACAGCGAUUUUGAAUUAUUCCAUCCUUGGUCAGUUCUACAAAGUGUUUGUAGUGGAGGAGGUAAAGCUACUUGGUAUCUCAAUAACGAUGAACUCCCUGUUCCUCUUCCUAAUAGCGUCAUAUCCCAUAACGAUGUGAAGAAACUGACUAGUGGGGGUUUUGUGACCAUAUCCAUUAUGAAAGAAAUUGAUUACGAUGAUCUGUGUUGCGCCGAGGGUGCUUUUAGCUUGUGUGUUUUUAAUGGGUACCUGAGCUCGAUUUCUAGCACGACGAAGAGAGAUGUCAUCUUGUUUAAUUUAACCAUUCCUAAUGAAGCUGUGAAGUUUUACUUUCUGAAAGGUAUGGAAGCGAGUGGAGAAAUAUCAUUUGAUGAGUAACGUAACAUCACUUGUUUUUUAAAUUAUUGAAGUAUUUAAUUAAUUAAUUUACCCAUAUUUUCAAUGAAUACUUUAGACAUUAAAUUUAUGAUAAGUGCUAUAAUUAUUUUGAAUUUUAUUCGUAAACUAUGGUAUUAAAUUUAGUGAAAUCUAUUUCUAUUUCCUUUGAGUGUACGCUGCUCGAGCCAAAUUCACCGUCGAAUUGAUGACGUUACAAAAUCGUAGAAAUGUUGACAAUGUGAGUGGAUAAACAUUCAGAGCGACUGGGUUGAUUGGUGCUUGCGUUUGGCACAGAAGAAUAUGAACGUUUUUGCGACUGUCUUUCAUCCAAUACCAUGGUGUAGAGUAUACGGCAAAAGAUAGUGCUGUUGUCUGUGUGAAUGUAAAUAAAUGAGUACAUCAGAGUGGAUCGCCAAAAAAGGUGGUCGGAUUUUUACCAGAUGCAGCAGAGACCUUCAUUACGAGUGGAAAGUUACUAACGAGGUCACGAGGUCUCCUUGAAGGGAAGAAAUGGGCUCUCAAAGACGAAAUAUUUAUGAAAAAAUCGUGGUUUUUUCACUCCUGUUGCUACUCAACCAGUUUUGGAAAAAGUGGACCAGUCCCAAAUA